CGCCUCUGUAGCGGCUGCGGCCCCUGCUGAUUACAUAACUCGUUACCGGCGUCUUUCGGCCUCACUUCCGGUUACCUGCGACCCCAGGAUGCGUUGAGCCCUACGGCGCCGUGCGGUGCCGCUGGCUCGCGACUGAGGUGUGAAUGACAGAGGUGGUGCCAUCCAGCGCCCUCAGCGAGGUCAGCCUGCGCCUCCUCUGCCACGAUGACAUAGACACCGUGAAGCAUCUUUGUGGCGACUGGUUCCCCAUAGAGUACCCAGACUCAUGGUAUCGUGACAUCACCUCCAACAAGAAGUUCUUUUCCCUUGCUGCAACCUAUAGGGGCACCAUUGUAGGAAUGAUAGUAGCUGAAAUAAAAAGUAGGACCAAGAUUCACAAGGAGGAUGGAGAUAUACUAGCCUCCAACUUCUCUGUUGACACACAAGUUGCAUACAUUCUAAGUUUGGGAGUAGUGAAGGAAUUCCGAAAGCACGGCAUAGGUUCUCUUUUACUUGAGAGUUUAAAGGAUCACAUAUCCACCACCGCCCAGGACCACUGCAAAGCCAUCUACCUGCACGUCCUCACCACCAACAACACAGCAAUAAACUUCUACGAAAACAGAGACUUUAAGCAGCACCACUAUCUCCCCUAUUACUACUCCAUCCGUGGGGUCCUCAAAGAUGGCUUCACCUAUGUCCUCUACAUCAAUGGCGGCCACCCACCCUGGACCAUCCUAUAUCCUUUUCUUCUUGGGGGAUUUACCGCCAGGCCCACAGCCUGCUCUGCAGCUUCCUGCCAUGGUCGAGCAUUUCCACCAAGGGCGGCAUUGAGUACAGCCGGACCAUGUGAUGCCAGCCGGGCAGCCUCCAGCAGAUCCCACCCCUCGGCGCCCUGCAGAGCCCACCUUCCUGGCCAUCUGACCUCGGCUGUACUCUGUAGAGGAGCUGGCCCGUUGCCUGCCCCAGCUGCAGGCCCGGUGCUACAUGGGCUCAGGAGCAGAGUGUCGUGGGGCGGGCGUGCCCGGUCUCCAACAGGCUCUCCCAGCCAUUCUUCCUGCUCUGGAAACCUCUGCCCAUGCCCUGGUUUGGCUCCCGUGUGAGUGCACCAGCCUGACAGGCCAGCCAUAGUGUUCACUGUGGUCAGUUUCUUCUGCUGCCUUGGAAGUAAAGGGGCAAGAGGGGGCUUCCUUCUCUGCGCCUCUUCACCGGACUCUUCCCCUGUACUGCCCAUUUCUUCCAACUCCUUCCUCCAAAGCCAGAAUGAACUUCUGGGAGGGAGGAACCCAAGUGUUAUAGAUAGACUUGACCCUAAAGACACAGGAGCCUCAGAACAAUGAAGGGGUGAAAUAAAGGGAAUGCCAGACCCUUGUCCAGAACCAGCCUGCAAUAGCCUGGGGGCAGGGAGCAGCCCCUACCUCCCCAGCGCUGGCAAGUGGUAGGCAGAGCGAGGGAGGCUUUUCGCCCAAGCACAGAGCUCUGAGGCUUAGUUCCCUGGCAUGGUGGUCAGAUAAUGGGACGGUUUCCCAUUCCUGUGCUGCCAAUCCUGCUGUCCCAGAGUGAGGAAUUACCCAUUGCAUGCUGGAUGUGCCAUUCAGAUGAACUGCUACAGGGAACCAGGCUGAGGACAGGUGCUGGUGAGUGCCCCGUGGGUCCUCCCCUCCAUCUCUUUAGUCCCAUGAGAUUUGGUUCCAAGGCCUACCCAGAUGCAGACAAGAAGCUGAGUGUGGUGCUGGUCAAGUAAGACCUGUCCUUUGGGUCUGGGGGCAGCCACGUGCCUUGUGGUCCCCCAGCAUCUGGGGGCAGAGACAGGAGAGGCUGUGUCAGUGCCGGGAAGCAUCUGUGUGGACAUCACUUGCUACUGGUGUUCCCCUCCACUCCAUCCCCCAAAGCUACUUGCUCCCUGCCCUGCCCUCAAGAGUAAAGGGGGUUGGCGGAGUCAUGCCCAGCAUUGCGGCAGUAUCAUGGAGCCAUCGCCACACUGCACCAGCCUGAGUGGGAGGAGAAGGAAUAACCAAGCAAGGGGGCCUUGGACUGGCGUCCACCCUUCCUUUGGAAUUCCCAGCCCAGGGGCUUUUCUGGCUUUGUGGUGGAGAGAAGGGGGUUUCUCGAGAUGAAGGGGAGCCUGGGCAGGAAAAUCAUCCCUCCUUCCUUGGCCACUUCACACUCUUGCUGACUGGUCCUUACUCUGCCCUGACGUUAGCUUCGAUCUGAGGCUCAGCUCAGUGCCCUCUAAUCUGAAUCAACGGUUAUCAUGUGGUUUUUUAUUUCUGCCCUUUGGGGAAAGGGAAGAGUCUUCCAGAAGGUUCUGCCUUGGACAUUCAUAAUUGAGCCAAGGCUUUGCCCUGCCCCUUUCUCCUCGCCCCUAAUCACGGCAAUCUCCAGCCCAGUGUUGAGCAGAUUGUAGUGUUUUGUCUCAUUACAAAUAAAUAAAUAGAUUUUAAUUGGUCACAUCAUGUUUUGCACUUU
This is a messenger RNA of Pteronotus mesoamericanus, 2445 nucleotides long. It is a transcript of the gene NAA60, whose product is annotated as N-alpha-acetyltransferase 60, NatF catalytic subunit. Gene Ontology annotation, cellular component: Golgi membrane. Gene Ontology annotation, molecular function: histone acetyltransferase activity; protein-N-terminal amino-acid acetyltransferase activity. Bases 144 to 1079 code for a protein of 311 amino acids. The transcript is spliced from 7 exons. NCBI's taxonomy places the organism in Eukaryota, Metazoa, Chordata, Mammalia, Chiroptera, Mormoopidae. Gene Ontology annotation, biological process: N-terminal peptidyl-methionine acetylation. The record is from RefSeq and is a predicted model, not a curated record.